Pogoniulus pusillus (Red-fronted tinkerbird) is the source of this 6305-nucleotide messenger RNA. It is a transcript of the gene CROCC, whose product is annotated as ciliary rootlet coiled-coil, rootletin. Gene Ontology annotation, cellular component: centrosome; centriole. The transcript is spliced from 35 exons. Gene Ontology annotation, biological process: cilium assembly. Lineage: Eukaryota; Metazoa; Chordata; Aves; Piciformes; Lybiidae. The record is from RefSeq and is a predicted model, not a curated record. The coding region runs from base 249 to 6305 and encodes 2018 amino acids.
AGGAGACGCUGCCAGCCGCGGAGCACAACACAGGCUUGUUGCUUAGCAGAGGGUUUAUGGCUGUGGAGGACGCCGGGAGGGGGAAGGCAGCGGCACCGGCAGCGGCACCGGCAGCCCCCCGAAACCGCGGGCGAGGGGCCGGGGAGAGCGGCCCGGGCUGGGGGGAGCCGAGGGCUCGCCAGACCCCCUCCCCCAGCAGCCUGUGAGCGAAGCGGAGCCGCCCGGGGCUGAGGGGCCGUGGUGGGGCCAUGUCGUCGCCGCUGUCGCUGCAGGAGGAGAACCGCAUCCUGCAGCAGGAGCUGUCGCGCGUGGAGGACCUGCUGGCGCAGAGCCGCGCCGAGCGCGACGAGCUGGCCAUCAAGUACAACGCCAUCAGCGAGCGGCUGGAGCAGAGCCUGCGGCUGGAGGCAGGCGAGCGGGAGGCAGCAGAGAGCCGCAGCCUGGCGCAGCACAACAUCGAGCUGCGGCGGCUGCUGGAGGAGGAGCAGGCUGCCUACAAGCGCAAGCUGCAGGCAUACCAGGAGGGACAGCAGCGGCAGGCUCAGCUGGUGCAGAAGCUCCAAGCCAAGGUGCUGCAGUAUAAGAAGAAAUGUGGCGAAGUGGAGCAGCAGCUGCUGGAGAAGGAGACAGAGCUGGAGCAGGAGAGGCUGACGGGCCAGCUGGAUGUGAGCAGCUCGCAGCUGGACGAGGAGAGCAGCAACGAGCUGGAGAAUGCUUUGAUCCGGCUGGAAGAGGAGCAGCAGAGGAGCAGCAGCCUGGUGCAGGUGAACUCGAUGCUGCGGGAGCAGCUGGAGCAGGCCAACGCGGCCAACGCGGCGCUGAGCCAGGACAUCCGCAGGCUGACCGCAGACUGGGCGCGGGCCCGCGACGAGCUGCAGCAGCGCGAAGUGGAGUGGAGGCGAGAGGAGGAGUCCUUCAACACCUACUUCAGCAACGAGCACAGCAGGCUGCUGACCCUCUGGAGACAGGUGGUGGCCUUCAGGCGGCACUUCGGGGAGAUGAAAGCCACCACCGAGAGGGAUCUGUCGGAGCUGAGCCACGAGGCGUCGCGGGCCAGCAGAGCUGCCCACGCUGCCUGCCUGCACCUGGCUGCCAACCUGCGGCUGGCAGAGAGCCAGGCUGGGGCUGCCCGGGAGCAGCAGCAGAUGAGGCUGGCACAGCUGGAGGAGAGGGCACAGGAUGCUGAUCGGGAGAAAGCUGCCCUUGGAGCCAGGUUGGCAGAGCUGGUGGUGGCCCUGGAGCGGCUGCGGGGUGAGGAUGAGGAGAAGGAGCAGAGGGUGGAGACGCUGAGGCUGCAGCUACAGCAGCUGGAGGCCUCUCGUGCCCAGGAACCCUCCCCAGCAGAGGUGGAGGCUUUGCGCUCCGAGCUGGAGCAGCUCCGUGGGACGCUGCAGGACAUCACCCAGUCGGUGCUGGCUCAGGACCCUGAGCACCAAGAGUCCCCCUCAGCGUCCCCUCCGUGUCCUCCCCCCACGUCCCCUCACCACAGCCUCACCACCGUCCAGGCUGCCCUGCGCCACCGCCAGCUCCAGCUGCAGGAUGCCCGGAGCCAGGCAGAGGCCAGCCGGGAGGUGGCCGAGGGCCUGCAGCGGGAGCUUGGGGACAGCAAGCAGCAGCUGGGGGCGCUGGAGAGGAGGCUGCAGGAGCUCAGCGCUGAGGCUGAAGGCUGCCGGCGGGCGCAGGAUGAGGCCCUGUGCGAGGUGGCUCGGCUGAGGGUGGAGGCUGAGGGCCUGCGCAGGGAGCGGCUGCGGGCAGAGGCAGCGCUGGCAGCAGAGCAGCAGCGGGCAGGUGCCCUGCAGCAGGAGCGGGCACAGCUGCAGCGCCAGGGCGAGGGGCUGGAGGAUGCCCGCGCCGAGGCUGCCCGGGACGCUGAGGCCACUCGCCAGCAGCUGCAGCACAGCCAGCAGCAGGUGGAGCAGCUGGAGGCGCAGCGUGCGGCGGCGCAGCAGGAGCUGCUGGAGGCGCGGGAGGCGCUGAGCCGCGCGGCGCUGGAGGCUGAGGUGGCUCGGGGCGAGCAGGAGGCGCUGGCUGAGGCGCUGGCAAAGGCGCAGGGGAGCUGCGGGGAGCUGGCGGCGGCGCAGCGGGCGGCGGCGGCCGAGGAGGGCAGGCUGCGGGAUGCCCUGGCCAAGACCAGCGAGCUGGCGGCGGGGCUGGCUCGGGAGAAGACGGAGCUGAGCCGGAGCCUGGCGCGGCUGGAGGAGGAGCGGGAGCGGGGCCGCGGCCGCACCCGGGAGCUGCUGCAGGAGCUGGGCCGGCUGCGGGCGCAGCUGGAGCGGGGCCGCGGGACCGGGGCCGCCGAGCUGCAGGGGCUGGAGCGGGCCCGCAGGGCGGCCGAGGAGGGCAGGCGAGGGCUGCGCGCAGAGCUGCGGGCACUGCGCGCCCAGCACCAGCGCCUGCGCCAGCACCUGGGGCAGGCGGUGCAGGAGCAGGGCGCAGCGGGCGAGGCGCUGGCACAGGCGCGGGGCGAGCAGGAGCGGCUGCGGCAGGAGCUGCUGCGGUUGAGCCAUGCCCGCGGGGCGCUGGCCAAGGAAGGAGCCAGCCUGAGCGUCCAGCUCGCCGCCGCCCAGCGCCACGGCCAGGAUCAGGCCCAGGAGGUGGCCAGGCUCAGGUCGGAGAAGGAGGGGUUGGAGAGCAGCAUCUUCCAGCUGCAGGAGCAGCUGGCCCAGCUCGAUGCCCGCAACCAGCAGCUGGAGGCCGAGGGCCGGACCCAGCUUCAGGCCAAGGAGACGCUGGAGGCGGCGCUGGGUGCAGCUCGGCGGGCGUGGGAGCAGGAGCGGCGGCAGGAGCGGGAGCAGGCGCUGCGGGCGCGGCGGCAGGCGGUGGCGGCGGCCGAGGCGGCGGCGGUGGCGGUGACCCUGCAGAACGCCCGCGACAGCCACCGCGGGGAGCUGGGCAGCCUCCAGCGCCAGAAGGAGGAGCUGGAGGCCGAGCGGGGUCGGCUGGCACUGGAGCAGGAGGAGCUGGCAGCUGAGUUGGCAGCGCUGCGGCGGCAGCGCCAGAGCGAGAAGCAGCAGGCACUGGCACUGCAGGAGGAGGAGCGGGCAGCGAUGGCCAAGACGCUGGCAGGGCUGCAGCAGAGCCUGGCAGAGGCCACGGCUGAGCUGGAGCAGCAGCGCCGAGAGGUCACCACGCACCAGGAGAAGGAGCAGAGCCUGGCGGCAGAGCUGCGCUGCCUGCGGCUGCAGCUGGAGGAGGCAACGGCGGCGCAGGAGCUGCAGGCGAAGGCACUGCGGGACCAGGCGGCGGCGGCGGCGCAGCAGCGAGACACUGCCCUGCGGGAGGCGGAGGAGGCUCGGGCGGAGGUGCGGCUGGUGGCGGCGGCGCGGGCGGCAGGGCGCCAGGAGCUGCUGGAGGCGCAGAGGGAGGCCCGGGAGAGCCGGGAAGGGUGGGAGGCGCAGCGGCGGCAGGCGCAGGAGGCGAGGAGAGCCCUGGGGGACGAGGCCAGGGAGAAGGAGACCCUGAGGCGCUCCAACGAGGAGCUGCGGGCGGCUCUGCGCCGCGCCGAGGGGCAGCGCAUCAGCCUGAAGCGUGCCAGCGAGGAGAAGGAGCAGCGGCUGGCGCUGCUGGAGGACGGGCGGGCGGCAGCAGACAGGGAGGUGAGCGAGCUGCGAGCCGCCCUGCGGGAGGUGGAGCGUGCCCGCCUCGAUGCCCGCCGAGAGCUGCAGGAGCUGCGCCGCCAGGUGAAGGACCUGGACAGUGAGAACAGCAAGAGGAGCAAGGAGGUGGGGGAGCUGCAGGCGCGGGUGGCCCGGGAGGAGCAGCGGGAGGAGGAGAGCCGCAGGGAAGCCUUCGGCCUCAGGCAGAAGGUGGUGGAGAGUGAGGCUGAUGUGGAGGCUGCCAAGAAGGAGCUGCAGCAGCUGCAGCGGCGGCUGGCGGAGGCGGAGGCGGAGUUCGGGCAGCGGGAGAAGGACCUGGCGCGCAGCCUGGAGGAGGCUCGGGGCAACGAGAAGAAGCUGCUGGCCGAUGCCCGCAACCUGCAGCUGAAGGUGGAGGCGGCGCGGGAGGAGGCUGCGGAGCUGAGCCUGCGGCUGAGCGCCGCCGAGGGCCGGGCGCAGGGGCUGGAGGCAGAGCUGGCCCGCGGCGAGGCGCUGCGCCGGGCGGCAGAGAGCCGCCUGGGGGGCAUCCAGUCUGCCCUGCGCCGCACCAUGGGCAUCGGCCGGGCACGGCCCGGCGCCCCCAGCAAGGGUGGGGGCCCUGAGGGCUCAGGGAGCCCCAGCUCACCCCCGGGCCCCGAGGCAGCAGCCGAGCCCGAGGCGGUGCGGGCAGCCCUGCGGGAGUUCCUGCGCCAGCUGCAGGAUGCCCAGCGGGAGAAGGAGGAGCUGCGGGUGCAGGUGGGCAGCCUGAGCCAGCGGCUGGCAGAGGUGGAGGAGGAGCGGGACAAGGCUGGCAGAGAGGCGCAGCAGCUCCAGAAGCUGCUGGCUGAGAGCGAGGAAGGGGCAGGGCGCGGCGGGGGGCAGCUGGGCAGUGCCCAGGCCGCGCUGCUGCUGCAGGAGGAGAGGCUGCGGCGCGGCGAGAGGGAGCUGCGGGCGCUGAGGGACAAGGCGGCGGCGCUGGAGCGGAGCCUGCGGCAUGCGGAGGGCGAGCGGCGAGUGGCACAGGAGAAGCUGAGCGCGGUGCGAGCCAGCGAGGCCGAGCUGGAGGAUGCCAGGCGGCGGCUGGAGGCGGCAGAGAGCCGGAGCAGCCGCCUGGAGCUGCAGCAGCGGGUGCUGGAGGGCGAGCUGCAGCGGGCACGGGCGGCGCUGGGCGAGCGGCAGGCGGAGGCGCGGGCACUGCAGGACCGAGCUGAGCUGCUCCAGAAACAGCUGGCAGCCAGCGAGCAGCGCGCCGGUGCCUUGCAGCUGGCCACGGAGCGGCUGAGCGCGGCGCUGGCAGCCAGCGGCGAUGCCCCGAGCGUGCCACCGGCGGUGCCCGACGGCCAGGAGAGGCUGCUGCAGCUCCAGAGCACCCUGACCGCCGGCGAGCUCGACCGACGGCUGCUGCAGGAGGGGCUGGAUGUGGCGCGGCAGGCGCUGGCGGAGGCGCGGCAGGAGAAGGCAGCGCUGCGGGAGCAGCUGCAGGCACUGCAGGCUGAGCAGGAGGCUCUGCAGCGGAGCAAGGACGAGCUGGAGGCACAGGGCCAGCAGCAGCAGGAGGGGCUGCAGCAGCAGGUGCUGAGCCUGCAGCGGGCACUGGCGCGGGCACAGGGUGAGCAGAGGGCAGCCCAGCGCCAGGCCCUGCUCCUGGAGAAGGAUCACAGCGCCCUCAGGAGCACCCUGGGCAAGGUGGAGCGGGAGAAGCUGGGCACGCAGGAGGCCUCUCGGCGGCUCUCUGCCCAGCAUGAGCAGCUUGCCCGCUCCCUGGGCAGCGCCCAGCGCCAGCUGGCACAGGCGCAGGACCGCGUCCGGCUGCUACAGGUGCGGGCUGCCUGCGGCACCCACGGCAGCUGCCCGCUGGGCACAGCCUGGGGCUCAGGCCAGCUGCGGGAGAUGCUGCUUGGGCUGGGAGGGCUGCAGCCCUCGGCAAGUGGGUCCGCGCGAAACGCAACCGCGGAGAGUCCACGCACGGUGCGGCCAGAGCCCACCCCCCCCACCCCCCACGCCAACCCCCCCCCUCCCCCCACCCGUGGGGCCCACACGGAGCCACGCGAAAGGCGACCCCCGUGGUUCCCGCACCAUGCGAGACCCUCCCCCCACUCCCAGGGGUGCCCACGCGAAAUUCAAACCCCCCCCCCCCACACACACACAUCGCCGUGGGCCGUGCAGGAUGCAAUCGGGGGUCCAGACGCCACCCCCAUGGGCUAUGCGUGGGGGUCCACGCAAGAUGCAAUCCCUGGGGGGGGGGGGAGUGCGGUGGUCCACGCAACUCCCCGUGGGGCGUACGCGAUGCAACCGGAGGUGCACGCAAAAGGCGACCAACCCGCGGGGGGGGGUCCAGGUCGCGAUGCAUCCCCCACCCCCCGCGGACAGUGCGCGAUGCAAGCGGAGGUCCACGCACAACGCAAGGCCCCGUGGGCCAUACGCGAUGCCACCGUGGGUCCACGCAAAAUGCAACCAACCUCUUCGGGGGGAGUCCACAGUACGAUGCACCCCCCCCCCCCCCCGCUCCCCCCCACCCCAUUGCCGGACCGCCCACGAUGCAACCAGCGAUCCACGCACAACGCAACUCCCCGCGGAGCCCGCAGGGUGCUGCCGUGGGCCCCCCCCCCCCCGCGGAGCCCGCAGCACCCCGAGGAGGCAGACACGCGGGGACCACCCACCCCCACCCCCCACCCCGGCCCCGCCCCAGCCCCCACCUCUGCCACCCACUCUGUGCCCUCCCCACGCUGA